CGUGCCGAAAAUGUGCGGACUUCUCAGCGUGACUUCGUCCUUCCCCGUGGUGGCAGUGACAUUAAUGGCGUUGCUCUCCUGCUGUUACGUCGUCCUAAUUGGAUUUGUGGAUUUGGAAACGUGGAUGAUCUUUGCGACCAACGUGAACCUCCCGUUCGUCGCCUUGUCCGCAUUUUCCCUCAUUUACAUGCGCAUCAACAAACCAGAGAUACAGAGACCCCUCAAGCUGCCGCUCAUCGUACCCACAAUAUUCGCCGGGAUGUGCACGAUCCUUUUCAUAACGCCCAUUUUCACGCUCCUUCUCGAUGUCACCAACGGCAUCAAGGAUAACAAGAGGGUGCAAAAGUAUGUCGGUUUCCUCGCCGGUCCGGCGCUCCUUGGCCUCACCGGAAUUCCCAUUUAUCGCAUCCUCAUUCGUGGGGACAAGUCUCACCGCUGCAUUCGCCUCGUACACGAUAAAUUGACCCUGUUGGCACAAAAGGUGUUCGUCGCCCUACCAGAAGGUGCCUUAAUGAAGAAUAAAAGACAUAGCCGAUAAAAAAUAUGGAUAAAUAAAUAUUUCUUUAAUAAAUUCGUUUAACAAUAUAACAACAAUUUUUUAAAUUUUCGUCUUUUAUAUAAUUCACUAGAGGACUAAGUCGUUAUUUUUUAUUAGUGUACAUAUACGUGGAUAAGGGAAAUUCACCCUCUUUUGCACCAUCCCGAUAAGUACAUAAUUAUUUUGCGUAUCACAACAAAAAAAUAGGGUAACAAUAACAUACAUAACAAUAAU
Messenger RNA from Folsomia candida, 772 nucleotides. RefSeq names its product cystine/glutamate transporter-like. The transcript has 4 exons. The record is from RefSeq and is a predicted model, not a curated record. Bases 11 to 538 code for a protein of 175 amino acids. Lineage: Eukaryota; Metazoa; Arthropoda; Collembola; Entomobryomorpha; Isotomidae.